UUCCUUACUCCUGCCGCCCCCGGCGAGCUGAGCUGCCCCCAGGGAUCGGGGGUCUGCGCUGAGCGGAGCCGGCUGCCAGGCCCUGCCUCGGGGGUCUGCGUGAGCGCGGGGCCGGGCGAUUCUCUUGACAGUUCUGUCCUUCUCCAGGAGGGCCGGAUGGCCCCUGUAUUCCCGGCAACUCCAAGCUACAAAGUCCAACGGGAAUUGGUGACAUUUAAUGAUGUGGCUGUGGACUUUACCCAAGAGGAGUGGGGAAACCUGGACCCUUCCCAGAAGGAGUUAUACAGGGAUGUAAUGCUGGAGAACUAUAGGAACCUUGUCUUCCUGGGACUUACAGUUUGGAAACCAGAUGUGAUCUCCCAUUUGGAAGAAGGGGAAGCACCCAGGAUGCAGGACAGAGAAGCAUCAAGAACCAUCAGUCCAGAUGAGAAAAGUAGGCCUGAAACCAAGGGACCAACUCAUCAAAAACUGAGAAGGAAUGGUUCCCAUAUUUCUAAAUUGGAAGAAUCCUUGGAAUAUUAUGUAGGAUUGGAGGGACUACAGAAGAACCAUAAGGAGAUACAUUCUAGAAUUCGUUCUGGAGAAAAUUUCCAUAAAAGUCAUGAAUACAUAGAGGCCAUCUGGAGUACACACCUUGUUGAAUGUCAGACAAUCCAUAAUAAAAAAAAUCCUUAUCAAGAUAAUGAUUAUGGGAAAGCCUUCUAUUCCAGCUCAUUCCUUACCCAACACCAGAACUUGCAUUCUGGAGAGAGACCUAAUGAAUGUGGAAAGGCCUUCUGCUGGUACUCACAAUCUACCCAACAUGAAAGACUUCAUACUGGAGAGAAACCUUAUGAAUAUCAUGUAUGUCCAGUUGAAUUCUCCUAUAGCCAAUACCUUAACAACCAUCAGAAAAUUCAUAAUGGAGAGAAGCCUUAUGAAUGUCACUAUUGUGGGAAGACCUUCCGUUGGAGAUCACAGUUAACUGCACAUCAGAGAAUUCAUACUGGAGAGAAGCCUUAUGAAUGUCACCAUUGUGGGAAGGCCUUCUGCAGGAGAUCACAGUUAACUGUCCAUCUGAGAAUUCAUACUGGAGAAAAGCCUUACAAGUGUAAUGAAUGUGGGAAGGGAUUCCGCCAUAGUACAGAACUAAACCUACAUCAGAGAAUUCAUGCUACAGAGGAGCCUUACAAGUGUAACAAUUAUGUGAAGGUCUACAGCCAAAAUUCAGACUUUAUGCUACAUCAGAGAAUUCAUACUGGAGAGAAGCCUUAUGAAUGUAACUAUUGUGAGAAGGCCUUCCAUCGGAAUUCACAGUUAACUCGACAUCAGAGAAUUCAUACUGGAGAAAAGCCUUAUGAGUGUAAUUAUUGUGGGAAGGCCUUCCGUCAGAGUUCACAUUUAACACGACAUCAGAGAAUUCAUACUGGAGAAAAGCCUUACAAGUGUAAAGAUUGUGGGAAGGGCUUUCACCAACGUUCAGAGUUAAUCCCACAUCAGAGGAUUCAUACUGGAGAGAAGCCUUAUGAAUGUAACUAUUGUGGGAAGGCCUUCCAUCGAAGUUCACAAUUAACUCGACAUCAAAGAAUUCAUACUGGAGAGAAACCUUAUAAGUGUAACUAUUGUGGGAAGGCUUUCCACCAGAGUUCACAGUUAACUCUUCAUCAAAGAAUUCAUACAGGAGAGAAACCUUACAAAUGUAAAGAUUGUGAGAAAGCCUUUCACCAGAGUUCAGAAUUAACUCUACAUCAAAGAAUUCAUACUGGAGAGAAGCCUUAUAAAUGUAAGGAUUGUGGGAAGGCUUACAACCGGAAUUCAGAGUUAACUUUACAUCAGAGAAUUCAUACUGGAGAGAAGCCUUAUGAAUGUAAACACUGUGCAAAAACCUUCCGCCAAAGUUCACAUCUAAAUCGACAUCAGAGAAUUCAUACAGGAGAGAAACCUUAUAAAUGUAACUACUGUGGGAAAGCCUUCCGCAUCAAAGAACAUCUUAUUAUACAUCAGAGACUUCAUACUGGAGUCUUUUUGUGGUCUUGUUGUGCCUGCUUCUGGCAUCUGGCCUCAUCCCGAAAAGAAGCUAAAGAAACAGACCUUCGGCAGCAACUGGAGGAGAAAACUGGCAUUUCCCAACAGCCGCCCUCUUCUGUUCUGGGUAUGCGCACAAACCUCCUCUGCACGCCCACUCCACUUCCGGAAAUCCCAGCCUCAAAAUCCCGCUUCCCUCAGGAUAGGGCGGGACCCUCUAUGGCAGUUGUCACGGAAACCUUAACACGCACCAAAGUGCUGCGUCCCCAGGCCCCGGGAGACAGUCUCCUCAGUUCUCCCCGUCCCGAGCCGCGAGCCGGGAAUCCUGCGGCCUUUGGCCCACCGUCCCUCCGUCCCUCCCACCGUGUCCCGCGGCCUUUCCCUGCUUCUGCCGCCCCCGGCGAGCUGAGCUGCCCCCAGGGAUCGGGGGUCUGCGCUGAGCGGAGCCGGCUGCCAGGCCCUGCCUCGGGGGUCUGCGUGAGCGCGGGGCCGGGCGAUUCUCUUGACAGUUCUGUCCUUCUCCAGGAGGGCCGGAUGGCCCCUGUAUUCCCGGCAGCUCCAAGCUACAAAAUCCAAAAGGAAUUGGUAACAUUCAAGGAUGUGGCUGUGGACUUUACCCAGGAGGAGUGGGAAAACCUAGGCCCUUCUCAGAAGGAGUUGUACAGGGAUGUGAUGCUGGAGAACUAUAGGAACCUUGUCUUCUUGGGACUUACAGUUUGGAAACCAGAUGUGAUCUCUCACUUGGAAGAAGGGAAAGCACCUCAGAUCCAGGACGGAGAAGUACCAAGGGCCAUCUGUUUAGAUGGGAAAACUAGGCCUACAACUGAGUCAACUCAGGAAAGACUCAGAAGGAAUAGUUUCCAUAUCCUACAGAGGAACCAAGAGGAGAAACUUUCUAGCUUUACUCAACAUCAGAGCCUACAUAUUGGAGAGAAACCUUAUGAAUAUCAUAUAUAUGAAACAAAAUUCCCCUAUGACAAAUACCUUAAUGACAGUCAGAGAAUUCACAUUCAAAAGAAGCCAUGUGAACAUAAGGAUUAUGUGAAGGCCUUUGACCAGAGAUUACAAUUAUCUCCACAUCAGAAACUGGAUACUGGUGAGAAACCUUAUGAAUGUAACUAUUGUGGGAAGGCCUUCCGCCAGAGUUCACAGUUAAUUGCACACAAGAGAAUUCAUACUGGAGAGAAGCCUUACAAAUGUAACCGUUGUGGGAAAGCCUUCCGUAUUAAAAUAUACCUUACUAUACAUCAAAGACGUCAUACUGGAGAGAAGCCUUAUGAAUGUAACUAUUGUGAGAAGGCCUUUUGCCAGAGCUCACAGUUAACUGGACAUCAGAGAAUUCAUACUGGAGAGAAGCCUUAUAAAUGUAACUAUUGUGGAAAAGCUUUCCGUUGGAGUUCACUGUUAAGUGGACAUCAAAGACUUCAUACAGGGGAGAAGCCUUAUGAAUGUAAAGAUUGUGGGAAGGCCUUCUGCCGGAGUUCACAGUUAACUCGUCAUCAAAGAAUUCAUAUUGGAGAAAAACUUUAUAAGUGUAAUGAUUGUGAGAAGACCUUUCAUCAGAAUUCACAGUUAACUGUACAUCAGAGAAUUCAUACUGGAGAGAAACCUUACAAAUGUAACAGUUGUGAAAAGGCCUUCCACCAGAGUUCAGAAUUAACUCUACAUCAGAGAAUUCAUACUAGAGAGAAGCCUUAUAAAUGUAAUAAUUGUGGGAAGGCCUGUAACCGAAGUUCAGAGUUAACUCGCCAUCAGAGAAUUCAUACUGGAGAAAAGCCUUACAAGUGUAAUGAUUGUGAGAAGGCCUUCCGUAUCAAAGCACACCUUACUAGACAUCAAAGACUUCAUACUGGGGAGAAGCCUUACAAAUGUCAUGAAUGUGGGAAGUUCUUCCGCUGGAGCUCACAGUGGACUGUACAUCAGAAAAUUCAUACUGGAGAUGCCCCUUACAAAUGUAAAGAUUGUGGAAAGGUCUUUUGCUGGAGUUCCCACUUUACUGAACACCAAAGAAUCCAUACUGGAGAAAGGCCCUAUAAAUGUAAUCAUUGUGGAAAGGCCUUUGGCUGGUCCUCACAAUUUACUCAACACCUGAGAAUUCAUACAGGAGGAAAAAACCUAUAAAGGUUAAGAAUGUAAAAGGACCUUACCUGGGAGUAUACCCUUUAUUCAAGAUCAGAGGAAUUGUUUUUGAGAGAAGUUUUAUAAAUAUGAUGUAUAUAGAAAGGACUUGCACUAAAGUUCAUAGUUUAUUCAACUUCAGAUACUAUACAGUAGAGUGAUGCUUACAUGAAGCAAACAAUGUAAAUGAAAUGAUUAUUGCAAAACUUACUACAGCAAUAUACACUUUAUCAUGUUUAGCAUGAGAGUUCAUCUCAUGAAUGUAAUUAAUGAUUAUGAGAAGGCUUUGCCUGAUAAAGGCAAGAACCCUUUUUUCAAUAUUGAAGAAGCACAGAUACUGGAAAAAACCCUCAUGAAGAUAAAAAUUUUUGAAUAUAAUUAAUGUGAGAAGACUUUCAGUCAGAGUACUUAAUUGAGCUGUUUUUACAAAAUGAGUAAUUCUAAGAGAAAGAGUUUUAGAAGAAGGCUUUCCACAUAUGGGGGACAGUCAGUUCAAAGGAAAAGAAUUGGAAGAUAGAAAAGCAAGUAGGCCAUUGUGAUAUGAUCAGUAUCUACCAGGGUGUUUCUUCUCCUUUGCUGUGUAGGUUAGGGUGAUACUUUCCUUAAAGGAUAACGAAGAUGUCUCCAAAAUUUAUUGAUUCAGGAGGCCAAGGCUCAAAUUACUUAGCUGUCAAAACAAUUUCCUUCCAAACUCAAACUAUAUUAAAGUGGCCUCUGGUUCACAUUUUAAAAGCUUAAAAAAGUCUGGCUUUACAGACUUGUCAGGCUGCUGGAGUCACCUCAGGUGACUGCUGACCUGACUCUUUUCUACAUGGAGAUGAGGGAUGCCUUACCUAUUCAAGCCAACUGCUGAAGUCUUAUUGAGUAUCUUUUUUAUGUUAUAACUGAUUAAAUAUCCUUUUUCUAAUUGUUGAAUGACCUGAGUGUCUCAUUUCAUUCCAGCUAAACUACCAGGGACUAGUUUGAAUUUUCCUUGCAUUUGGCAUAGUCAGAAGUAAAGUGGCUGUAGGAGAAGGCUGAUAAAGUAAAUUAAAUGAUAUAUUUACUAUUCGCUGAUUAUUGCUAAUUUUCAUGGAAAAUCUGAGGUGCUUUAAGAAAACCAAACUGGCUCAACACAUUCAAUAGCUAUAGACAGCUUUUUGUUUUUUAAGGACUGUACAAUGAAAGGAGAAAAGCACAUGCUGGAGCUAGUAUUAGUAGCCCACAUUGAAUGGGUGAUGCUGGUGGGGGUGGGGUGGGGGGAACCAGUCUCGGGAAAUGACAGGACUAGGAUGGGAAGUAGUCUUUGACCAAGAAGUUUCACUGGAAAAGGUACUAUAUUCUACUGAGACUAGUGCUAUAAGACAUGAAUUACAAGCAGAAAUGAAGAUGAAACUUGGAAAUAGGUACUUAAAAAAAAAAAAAGGAUAUGGGCUCAUGCUAUUACUUAUCCCCUGGAAAGAGUUUUGCUCAUAGAAAGCAGAGAAUGGAUACCUUCUCACCACCAAGGAACUGAGAAGGUUUCCAAAAAAACAGUUUAAACUGAAACCUCAUGAAAUGCUCGAGUUGAAAGUGUGAUUCAUUGGAGCUUAUUUGGGUAUCCACAUCAGAGUUCUGUGGGCUUGGAGAACUCUGAGAAGAUAUAUUUUUCUUGUGCCAACUGAGUCAUUUAGAUUCUUUAGAUAUAAAAUACCCUUUAUCCUUUUUGAGGUGGGUUCAGAUGAAGAACACUGCAAAACUAAUCCCAUAAAGAUGAAUUCCCAUUGGAUCCAGUUCCCUAUUUAGGGGAUAGAUGGUAGGAAGUCUAUGCAAUGGAUGGGUUGACUUUCCAAAAGGAAAGGGGUUUAAUAGGUUGGAUCUAUUGGGUCUAUUUGUCUUCAAAUAAGUUUUAGAAGCAAAAUAAGUCCAAUUAGCUACUUCAACACAUGAUUCUAUGUGGUGCUUUUAACCUUGUUAGAAUGUUGUAUUAUUCAGUUACUUGGCUGGAAUUUUUCAGUGUUUGGAUAUUCGCUUUUAAGUCACAGUUCUUCAUGAAUAUUACUAAACUUAUUAUUUAUUAAUUUUUUAACAUAUUCAUAAUGAUGAAUAAAAAGU
Molecule: messenger RNA, 6195 nt
Organism: Dromiciops gliroides (monito del monte)
Lineage: Eukaryota; Metazoa; Chordata; Mammalia; Microbiotheria; Microbiotheriidae
Product: zinc finger protein 420-like
Exons: 13
Coding region: 157-4125 (1322 amino acids)
Biological process (GO): regulation of transcription by RNA polymerase II
Molecular function (GO): RNA polymerase II cis-regulatory region sequence-specific DNA binding; DNA-binding transcription factor activity, RNA polymerase II-specific
Source: RefSeq, a predicted model, not a curated record